This is a messenger RNA of Python bivittatus (Burmese python), 3956 nucleotides long. Lineage: Eukaryota; Metazoa; Chordata; Lepidosauria; Squamata; Pythonidae. The record is from RefSeq and is a predicted model, not a curated record.
UCCCAAUAUUUCUGGACCUGACUGUAUAUGCUGGGAAGCUGAAAUGCCUUGCAGGCGGAGGGGGUCUCGUAGUCUGGCCUCCCUGUUUGAGCCUUUCCCCUUUAGCCUUCCUGAGAGGAGACAUACUUGCCUGGUGGCCAAGCACCUGUAGGUGACUCUUGGGCUUGCCAUGAGAAGGACACACUGGGGCUACUGGGGCUGUAGGCAAGAGGGUUGGGCUCAUUAUUGAAAGAGGAAUUAGGCCGCAUUUGGGCACAGGAUAUGUGGGUGUCUGCUCAGCUGCUUUUUCUAACAGGCAGCCAUUUGUGCCCACUUUGUGUUCCUGCCAGGACUCCUUCCCCCACUUCCUCCUGUGGCAUGGAGCAUCCUGGGGGAGGAGGGGGCUUUUGCCAGAAGGGCUUGUCUCUCCCUCUGGUGCAUCCGUGCUGGAAGGUCAGGGCCAGGUAGCUGAUCUGCUGGGGUCGUGUGCUAGAAGAGCAGAGGCAGCCCUGAGGAUCCCCCUGUCUCUUAGAGCGGAGAGCCCUCCUCUUCCUGCAAAUGGUGCUCGGGGACACCUUCUCUGGGGCUCACCCUGGGAUUGCUCAAACGUUACAGCAGGGUAUCUUGGCUCCUUCUUGUUCUGGUGGGGUCGAAGUAAAAGAGCGAUUAAAAGGUGUUGAGGGCAGGCCAUCAGCAGAUCCUCUUCAGGCCUGAACGGUAACUUGUGGAGGGAGAGGGUAGAGGAGAUCUGCUGGCAGCAGUCAGGAAGUUCCCAUCUGAAUCUCUGCCCUGAUGCCCUCCAGCUGGCCUUGGGGUUCUCGGGCAGGACUGGAGGAGUGGGGAUGCCCAGGCUCUGCAGAGCGGGGCCCUAAAUUGAACUCAGGCGGAGCUCCCCGGUGCCUCCAGCAGCGUGGCAGCCAUUCUCUGGUCCAGAACUGCAGUAUCCUGCCCCACACGUGCUUAGAGCUCCAGAGCAUCCAGGAAGCACACCCGGGCCUUCCUUGGAUGUACCAGGUGGGGCAGCUGUACUCUGUGGCUGAAGCCAGCAAGAACGAAACUGGUGGGGGCGAAGGGGUAGAAGUGCUGGUGAACGAGCCGUAUGAGCGAGAUGGAGAGCGGGGACAGUAUACUCACAAGAUAUACCACUUGCAGAGCAAAGUCCCUCCCUUCGUAAGAAUGCUGGCCCCUGAGGGAGCCCUGGACAUUCACGAGAAAGCGUGGAAUGCGUACCCUUUCUGCGGGACUGUUAUAACAAAUGAGUACAUGAAGGAUGACUUUUUGAUCAAAAUUGAAACCUGGCACAAAGCAGAUGCGGGCAUGCAGGAGAAUGUCCAUAAACUGGAUCCCGAGGAGUGGAAGAACGUUGAGGCUGUUUAUAUAGAUAUCGCAGACCGGAGCCAUGUGCUUUCCAGGGAUUACAAGCCAGAAGAAGACCCAGCAAAAUUUAAAUCAGUCAAGACAGGCCGCGGCCCUCUGGGGCCCAACUGGAAAAAGGAGCUGGGCAAGCAGUCCGAAUGCCCGUACAUGUGUGCUUACAAGCUAGUAACGGUCAAAUUCAAGUGGUGGGGUCUGCAGAACAAAAUCGAGAACUUUAUUCAGAAGCAAGAGAGGCGGCUUUUUACAAAUUUCCACCGGCAGCUGUUCUGCUGGCUUGAUAGAUGGGUUGAUCUGACAAUGGAGGACAUUCGCAGGAUGGAAGACGAGACGAAGAGGCAGCUGGACGAGAUGAGAGAAAGAGACCCUUUGAAAGGCAUGUCGGCUGCAGACGACUAGCGUGGAUUCCUUGAACGCCCACUUGCGAGAGAGUCUGCAGGAAGGCGCAGGAACUCCACCCUCUUGACCAACGGACCAUCUCUGGAUGAUCAAGCCCUCCUUUCUCCAGUCAGCUGGCAACUUCCACCCCCCUUGCUAAUUCUAGUUGCCCUUAAUCUAGUGAGCAAAUCCACAGUCUUUGGUCCUGAGCCCUCGGACCGUGGUGCUUGGGGAGGAGGCGGCCCUUCAGGACAGCUGCUUCUGUGACCACCCCCUUUCCCCUGGGAGUGUGCACACCAGUUCUCAUGUGACUCUUUGAUUUCCAAGUGGUAGGCUUUGUUGAAGUAGUCUUGUGAUGUGGUGAUUUAGAAUUCCUCAGUACACGUCUCUAUUUUCCCUCCUCUUAACCCCGGGCUGACUGCUGCCUUGUUGCUUUCCCAUCCCUUUGUGGAGACAGGAGUUCGGUGCUGAGUGCAACAAAUGCUGGUAUCUGGAUUCCAGAAUAGCCUGUUUUCUCCGUAAAGAAUCUAGUCUUGGGUGCGUCUCUGGUCCCCUUGGAGCAGAAGCGGCUGCUAACACACAGUUCCCCAAAUCAUCCUGUGGUCCCUACUCCAUUCCCCACACCUUUCCGGGACCCCGAGCUCCCUGGCCUGCUGCUGCUGUGGGGCUGUGUGCCCUGGAGCCCAGGAACCAAGGGGCUUUGUAACAUAGCAGUGGAAGCCCCCUCUCUGCUCUGAGAGUGGCUGGUCUCACUCACCUGGCCACCCAAACCGUGGUCAGCUCCUUUUUUCCAUCGUGCAAGGGACUGCCUGAAUCGGGGCUCAUGCUGCUGCGAAGGGGCUUUUGUCACAGGGCUUCUGGAGGAAUGCCCGUCCAUCAGGGAGAUCCCACAGCCCAGAGCCCAGCCCGGGGGUUGGUCUCCACUUCAGACAAUCACAUGAGCAAGGUGGAAUGAACCCCCGCUGCUGUUAAGGGCAAAGGCGGGCCAACCGCAGUGGGGCUCCCCGCUUCCCUUUCCAAAGCUGACAUGAUAGGCAGCUUCCGUGGCAAAAGGGGAGGCUAGGGCAGGACAGAGGUUUGCAGCUUUGCUUUAGGAAGGAUGGGUGGCUGUCCUGCUGUCCCCCAGUUCCCUACCGGCCAAUUUGUUUCUUGCCUUAAGGAGGCCAGUGCAAUAAGCAAACGUGUGGUGGAAAAAGGGCUCCUUCUGGCAGGGCCGGUGGCUUCGAGGGCUUUUCGGGCAGUUGGGUGUUCCUGGGGACAGGAGGCAGAAUUGAAAUUGGGACAAUCUCCCUGCCAGCAAGGCGAAGUCCUCUGGGAUCCAGCUGUGUCCCACUGGUCCUUCCUCUCCUCUCCCCUUCCCUUCCCUCUGAGGCACGCAGGUGCUGAGUGACCCUCUCUCCUCCAAAACGCAGAGACCGGGGAGAACUACAGUACAGUACAGAGAAUUGUGUGGAUAAGAGGAUAUGCUCAAAUGUGUUACUGUUCUCACCCCUGCUUAAAAGAUUUGCGCUUUAACUGAGAGGCUUUCUGGUGGCUGGCAGCGCCUCUCUGGGAACAGAUGGUGACAUUUUGAGGAUGGGGGAGAGAAUUAAAAGGACUCUGGUAGAAGGCAAGGAUUCUUAUUAAAACACAGCUUUCCCGCUUAGCGGCAAGAGCAAGACAAGUGCAGAAAACUUCCCCUCUGCGUGUCCUGUUGUACACUUGUGCAUUGGAGUUGAUCCAGUGUACCCCCCCAGCUGCAGAUGAGGCUUCUGCGGAGCCCCCUUUUCCCCGUUUGCAGUAAUGACUGGCCCCUUUGUUUCCUGCUGAUGAGAGUGAGCGGUGGUGCAGGCAGAGGAGCCGCUGUGCAUUGUGUCUGGCUUCCUCCUCCAGAGUCCCCAGCGCUGGGGGCUUCCGAGAGGGGCUGUGAGCUGAAGUGCUGAGAUGCAAACCGCGGGUCCCACUUGCUUGCGUUGUGAAGUCCGAAGCUCCAGUGGGUAAACACGCCCUCCCCAUUUUAGCAUGCUCUUGUUUUUCUUAGUUUCUCUUUUGCCGAACCUGCAAGGACUUCCUGACCAGUUCAGUUGGGUUCCUCGUGCUAUUUGUUUUUAUGGCAUAUGCUCUGUAGAAUAGGUUAGAUGAUCUCAUUGUUUCUUUACUGUGAGUUUGUGCCUUUUUCGGUCUCCCAAUCUUCCAAUACAGGCCUAUUGGAAAUAACUCUUAAUAAAAUCAUAGACAGAGCACCC